Pyrenophora tritici-repentis Pt-1C-BFP is the source of this 1112-nucleotide messenger RNA. RefSeq names its product AtpE, F0F1-type ATP synthase, subunit c-Archaeal-vacuolar-type H+-ATPase, subunit K. Gene Ontology annotation, biological process: proton transmembrane transport. Gene Ontology annotation, molecular function: proton-transporting ATPase activity, rotational mechanism. Gene Ontology annotation, cellular component: proton-transporting V-type ATPase, V0 domain; membrane. The record is from RefSeq and is a predicted model, not a curated record. NCBI's taxonomy places the organism in Eukaryota, Fungi, Ascomycota, Dothideomycetes, Pleosporales, Pleosporaceae.
ACUCCUCGACAUCUCCCAACCGCCCCAUCGCCGCAUCCACCACUUCCGUCCAUCUCAGGAAAGAUCUCGACGCUCUUCUACACCCAACAAACCAACCCUAACAAACCGCAAAUAUGGUUUCCGAACUUUGCCCCGUCUAUGCCCCCUUCUUCGGUGCCAUGGGCUGCACGUCCGCUAUCGUCUUCGCUUGCUUCGGUGCGGCCUACGGAACUGCUAAGGCUGGUGUUGGUGUCUCGGCCAUGGGUGUCCUCCGCCCUGACCUGAUUGUAAAGAACAUUAUUCCCGUUGUCAUGGCGGGUAUUAUUGGUAUCUACGGUCUCGUCGUGUCUGUCCUCAUCUCCAACGGCCUGAAACAGGAGUCUUCGCUGUUCGCCAACUUCAUCCAACUCGGUGCUGGUCUCUCCGUUGGUCUUUCGGGUAUGGCUGCCGGUUUUGCCAUCGGUAUUGUCGGUGAUGCUGGUGUACGAGGAACCGCUCAGCAGCCCAGGCUUUUCGUCGGAAUGAUUCUGAUCCUCAUUUUCGCUGAAGUUUUGGGUCUCUAUGGCCUUAUUGUCGCCCUUCUCAUGAACUCCAAGGCUGGUGAGGCUCAAUGCUAAACGCUUACGCGGCCCAUGAUUGCAGACAAGAACCGACAAACACAAUCUGCAACACGCAACAUCGGCAUCGAUACCUGAAGUACGACGAUAUGUUCCAACUACGUGGCGCGUAUCAACAGCAUUCGCGUCACUCUGUAUGUCUACCCACAUGUAUCUUGCGAACGGACGGACAACGAAGGCUUCCCAAAGUCAGGAAGCGAGGAGGCGGUAUAUAAUGGCAUCGGUUGAGGUGCACUUGGCGAUCCAUUUGGUGGCGUGUAUUCUAGGGUUUCAUCAAUCUCAUUUCUGCGCUUGUAAACGAAAUGCAUAUGUUUUUUCUGUCCUUUCGCAUGUCUGACUCUAAAGUUGCACUUUACAAACGUCCGAAUAACAAAGUUGUGAUAGAACAUGUACAUCAUGCCCACACCGAUUCAUAGUCAUGCACACCAGAACGUACAACAUCUCGGAAGGCUCCGGCAUCUUUGCUUUCACAGAAAGAACAGGCGUAUGUAAUUCUACGACGCGGUAUUAUCGUCG